This is a messenger RNA of Ixodes scapularis (black-legged tick), 1089 nucleotides long. Its product is annotated as nicotinamide N-methyltransferase. The record is from RefSeq and is a predicted model, not a curated record. Gene Ontology annotation, molecular function: N-methyltransferase activity. The coding region runs from base 1 to 1089 and encodes 362 amino acids. The transcript has 5 exons. Gene Ontology annotation, cellular component: cytosol. NCBI's taxonomy places the organism in Eukaryota, Metazoa, Arthropoda, Arachnida, Ixodida, Ixodidae.
AUGCAAGCAUUUCAGGACCAAAUCGCCUACAGCAAAGUGGCCUGGUUGUCGGGUCGAGUUGUAUGGUCGUCGGUGCAUUUCCUGGGCUUUGUUUUGGUGCGCUCUCGCAAAGGCCAGGGCAUCCUGCAGGCGGUGGUUCAGUUCCGCUGCAAAGGAGUGGGGCGCAGAGGACGAGAAAUAACCACGUCAAGCACGGUUUCAAAUAUGAUGGCCCUGAGGGAGGUGCUGAAAGUUACAACUGCUGCCUUGAAACUUGAAAGUCGCCGUCUGAAGAAUAUUUCCUCUAAGAAAAGGAGUUACAGUUCGAAGACUUCGGGAACCAUGGAGUCCCAAACCCUGAGGGCUGUCUACAAAGAACAAUUUCUCCCCCGAACUUAUAUGGAUGUUUAUGGUCGUUUAACUGGUGAAGCUAUAUCGUCCAUGGCAGAAAAUCUUCAUGGCAUAUUUCAAUCGGAUCUCGCUCAGGGCGGGUCCUUACUGGAUGUGGGCACUGGCCCUACGCUUCUGACCUCGCUCUUGGCCUCCAGUCGAUUCAAUGACAUCGUACUGAGCGACUUAGUUGAAGCAAACAGGUUGGAACUUCAAAAGUGGCUCAAUAAGGAUGAAGAUGCCAUCGACUGGACCUUCCGUGCAGAGGAGAUUGCUGCCAUUGAAGGAUGUAGCGACGUCAAGAAGGGGGCGCUGGAAAUACUGGAGCGUACGCGCAAGGCCAUCCGUAAGGUGGUUCCCUGCGACGUCCUGGAACCCCGAGUGCUCCCUGAGGAACACAGGGAGGCUUUCGACGUCGUCCUUUCAGUUGGGUGCCUGGACUCAGCAGCAGCAGACCACGAAUCUUUCCGAAGCGCGGUUCGCAACGUGGGAACACUCGCAAAACAGGGCGGUCUGCUAAUCAUUGUAGGCAUGGGAGGCGUCAAAAGCUAUCCCGUGGGAACCACUGAUUUCACCCACGCGAACCUCACCGAAAACGUGCUCAAAGAAGCCGUGAUUUACGCCGGUUUUGAGAUGACACAAUACCAGUACAAAAAACUUGGAUUAGUUGUUGGCAGCCCAGACACAUUCAGGUUUUGUCUGGCGGCCCGUAAAAUCUGA